AUGUCGACUAAGGAUCCUCUUCCGCCAUUACCGCGUCUCCCAGACGACAUCCUUCGCAUGAUCUUCGCUCGCAUAGGUUCGCGCGGCGACACCUUCUCCCACGCGAUUACCUGCAAGCGAUGGCUCGAAAUCGCGCGUCCCGCUCAAACCACCCUCGUCGUUCGCGAAACCCGCGAAGCGUCCUCCCGACAGCUCGCGAACGCCAUCACGCAGUUUCGCAACCUGUCGCGCAUCCAUCUCCCCAACUGCAGCGUCGACAGCGUGGGCGACGAUCUCCUCGACCGAAUCGCCGCGUCUUGCGGCGCGACUCUCGCUUCCUUCCGCUUCGGAACGGUGCGCCCUUCAGCAAUUCAAGGCGGCUCCGGCGAACUUCGCCAUUCGGACGGUGCUGACGCACUGCAAGAAGCGGAAGUAACGGCGGACGAAGCGGAAGCCGCAAUGCCAGAGUCCACGAUCGAAACAGCUCUCUACUCCGAAAUCACAGUAGCGGGUUUGGAUAGACUGUUUCGCGCCUGCCCGCGGCUGGAAGAGUUCGGCCUGCACUGCGCGCCGAACCUCUCCCUUCGACCAGCGUCGUUUCUCGAGCUCGCGCGGAUCGGCGGGGGACCGUUGGAUGCCGAUUCGGUUUACAAAUGGAGCAUUCCGAACGACGCUAGCGCGCCGCCGAGCCUCCAGUUUCCGAAGCUGCAGGCUCCGAGCCUGACUGCGCUGCCAGAUAGCCUUGGGAUGCUGACAAACCUGCGUGACCUUCAGAUUGGCUGCAGCGCGUUGCGAUCGCUGCCCGAGACUCUCGGGCAGCUAUCACGGCUGACGCGGCUGCACGUAACUGACUGCGGGCUAUCGCAGCUGCCCGAUUCUCUAUGCAACCUGCCCGCGCUCUCCUUCCUCUCCGUCACUUACUGCAUGCGAAUCAGCCGGCUGCCCGCGAAUCUCGGGCAGCUCACUUCUUUACAGUCCCUGCAGCUGCACAGCGUGUUUAGUCUAGAAACGGUGCCGGAAUCUCUCGGGCAGCUGCCAAAUCUAGAAGCGCUGCACUGCCCGCGGAUAGUCAGCCUCCCUGAUGAUAUAGGAUUCCUUAGCCGGCUUGAGUCUCUGGAGAUUAACACGUGCGAGUCGCUGAUUGGCUUCCCGCCCUCGUUUGUCCACCUCAUCAGCCUCCAGACUCUCGAGAUUUGCUUCUGCAAAAGUUUCGCUUCCAUUCCCGCGGAUUUCGGGCAGCUCCCGAAACUCCACACCCUCAAGAUCUCCUCGAUUUCCUGCCUAGCCCACCUGCCCGAAUCCAUGGGGCAGCUUUCUUCCCUGAGACACCUGGAGCUGUCCCAUUGGCCGCUUCUUCGCGCUCUGCCGCUCGCUCUGUUCGCGCUGAAGUCACUCGAAUGCCUGGCGGUCACGAGCUGUCGUCAUCUCUCAUCCCUUCCUGUGAGCAUCACACAGCUGACGUCACUGAAGAUGCUGAAUUUGUCUGGUUCUGCCGCCCUCACCGCACUGCCGGAGUUCCUCUGCCGGCUUAGCAGUCUGGAGCAGAUCUUUUUGACUGAUUGUUUUCGUUUGGUACGGCUGCCCGAGAAUCUCGGGCAGCUGAUGAGUCUUCAGCUGUUAGACCUGGAGGGAUGUGACAGCCUGCAGAGUCUGCCUGACUCACUAUCGUCCCUAAACAGGUUGCAGGUCCGAGCAAGACCAGUGUUACGAAGAGUGAUGGCAACAAAAGCUGGUACUGGGUCGGAUUGCGAUGUGUACAGUAGAGGAGGAGCCUUUGAGUUAGAAGAUCAAGAAGAUCAAGAGAUUUCGCAUGAUAGACAGGAGUUGCAGCAGAGGACAGGUGGAAAUGUGCCAUUAAUGGGAAUGGGAGUGGGGUUGGUACCAGAAGUGGAGACGAGAGUAGGGGAGGAAGUGUGGAACGGUGAGGAUGAGUGGGAUGGUGAUUGGGAGUGGUUGCAGGAGGAGAGGGCUCAGAGGGAGUGGCAUCAGCGGUCACAGCGCUGGUGUGUUUUGGGCCUGUCACCGUUGAGAGUGGCUAAGAGAAUGCUCCUCGUUCAGCCCGGAAAGCUGUGCAGCGUUCCUUUGUGCGCAGGUCAGACAAGGCCUGCACAAUAA
Messenger RNA from Closterium sp. Yama58-4, 2094 nucleotides. The record is from the annotation of a GenBank genome assembly. Lineage: Eukaryota; Viridiplantae; Streptophyta; Zygnematophyceae; Desmidiales; Closteriaceae.